This is a messenger RNA of Pseudophryne corroboree (corroboree frog), 1341 nucleotides long. RefSeq lists its product as uncharacterized. NCBI's taxonomy places the organism in Eukaryota, Metazoa, Chordata, Amphibia, Anura, Myobatrachidae. The transcript has 2 exons. Bases 262 to 915 code for a protein of 217 amino acids. The record is from RefSeq and is a predicted model, not a curated record.
CCAUCAAAAGAAUUAUGGAGCAGCAGAAGUGGCACUUCUGAAAGACAUCACCACAAAAAACCUGUGGCCGAAAAGAAAGCAAGGUCGUAUGUCCCGGCCCAAACACAGCAGGCUACCCCGCCACGAAGAUUAUCGUCCGUAUGUUCUGUCCUCCCACUCCAAAUUUUGGACACACCUCCAAGACAUCAUCCACACUCCCCUCAUCUUGAUUCUUCUAGUCCUGGGAACAGCAUCCCUCUGCAACAACAGCAACACAGUGACAUGGAGGAGACAAACAUCUUAGAAAUGCAGCCAUUAAUGCAAGGAAUGAGCCCCCCAGCACCUGUGAGUACACCACCACAGCAAAGCACACCACCACCACAACACAGCCCAACAACACCAGGAACACAAGGCCCUGAUCAGGUGUUUUGGACCAUUUGGGCUAGACAGCAGGCCACUAAUGAAGAUUGCCUGCGUAAGCAGACACAAAUGUUUGCAAGCCUACCAUCUCACCUCAGAAGAAUAUCAAGAAAUCUGAGUAGACAAAAUGAACAAACAACCAGAAUAGGCAAUACCAUGGAACUCAUGCGUACAGACAUUACACAGGUCAUGGGCAACUUACAGCGCAUAAUGGAAGAACAGCACAGACAACAGCAAAGUUAUAUGAGCAUUUUUCAAAACAAUCAAAAGAUUAAUGAAAGUUUAUUCCGAAUAGUAGACAAUCAAAAUGCUGCUACACGUGAACUCAAUGCCACCCUCACUAACCUGAAUGAAACACUCAGAUGCAUGCACCAACAGCAAACAAGCAGCAGUUCUGGUACGACUACUCCAAAUAUCACGCCAGUCUCAUCACCACCAAGACACUCCACCAGAGCACGACAACAUGACAGUGCUAAAGGCAAAGGGCAGGACAAGCAGCCACCAAAAAAAACGUGAAAAAAAUACAAGUUAGACAUUUGGGAUAAGUAACUCAAAAUAGUUAGUAAGUAUAUUUUUGGGGAAAAAUAUAUAACACUUAGCUCCUUGACACAUUUUUCAACAUCAUAAAUUAUAAGUGCUACAAACAAAAACAAAAAAUUUGUACGCACAUUUAUUCUUUACCAUUUUUGGGGGGAAUUGGAGGAGGGAAAUGUUGAUGGAGCCACACAUACAUGUUAGCAGGAAGUAAACUGACCACUUGAUUUUUUUCUAAUCAUUACUCUUUCUAGAUUCCAAUCAUUCUCUUUUCCAGCAGACACAAUAAUUGGCUGCCAGGCAGAAUGUCUUUAGCAGGAAGUAAACUGACCACUUGAUUUUUUUCUAAUCAUUACUCUUUCUAGAUUCCAAUCAUUCUCUUUUCCUGCAGACAAUCCAAAUUACAAU